Molecule: messenger RNA, 1484 nt
Organism: Chrysemys picta bellii (western painted turtle)
Lineage: Eukaryota; Metazoa; Chordata; Testudines; Emydidae
Gene: VAX1
Product: ventral anterior homeobox 1
Biological process (GO): regulation of transcription by RNA polymerase II; neuron differentiation; central nervous system development
Cellular component (GO): nucleus
Molecular function (GO): RNA polymerase II cis-regulatory region sequence-specific DNA binding; DNA-binding transcription factor activity, RNA polymerase II-specific
Source: RefSeq, a predicted model, not a curated record
ACUCUACUUGAUUGGGGACAAGCACACAAACCAUCCAUUACGAUCUGAUAUAUUAUCCAAACAAUUUAGUGUAUUCAUGAGGUAACCUAAAUGUGGAGGCUGCAAAAUUACCCGUAAUCAAUUGAAACAGCGAAUGCGCGUCCCUCUGUGUGUCUAACAACUACAUGUCUCUGUAAUAAGGCAGACAUUAAAUCAUUUUGGAGUUGUACUGUUGAGUACCUGAUCACUGGGGCUCAGGGAAGCUGGACAGUCACAUUAGGACGCAGGGAUUGAGGAAGAAGCAAGCUGCCUUUCUGUUGGGAUCAAAGCCGACCCUUCCUGGCGAGAGGGGCUUUUCCACAUCCCCACCGACCUGACCGCAGGCUGUGCAAUAUCCAAUCUAGACUUUUCUUUUCUUUUCUUUUUUUUAUUGCACUACAUGUUUGGGAAACAAGACAAAAUGGACGUUAGAUGCAAUUCAGAGGCUGAAGCGAACCGGGUCUCGAAGAACGGACAUAAAGAGGGCAAGGAAAGCAAAGGGUCUGAAGGAAAUAUUUCUACUUCUUUUUUGAAGGAUCAACAAGGGACUUAUUCUGCCUCGGCCGUUUCGGAAGAUUGUAAUAAAAGUAAAUCUAGUUCUGCAGACCCGGACUAUUGCAGGAGGAUCCUAGUUAGAGAUGCCAAAGGUUCAAUAAGAGAGAUUAUUCUGCCUAAAGGACUUGAUCUGGACCGCCCCAAACGGACCCGAACGUCUUUCACCGCGGAGCAGCUGUACCGGCUGGAGAUGGAGUUCCAGAGGUGCCAAUACGUGGUGGGACGGGAAAGGACCGAACUGGCCCGGCAGCUCAAUCUUUCGGAAACUCAGGUAAAGGUCUGGUUCCAGAACAGGCGCACGAAACAGAAAAAGGACCAAGGCAAAGACUCGGAGCUCAGGUCCGUGGUGUCGGAGACCGCCGCCACCUGCAGCGUCCUCCGGCUCCUGGAGCAAGGCCGGCUGCUCUCCCCGCCGGGACUGCCCGGCCUCCUGCCCCCCCUGCGCCACCAGCGCCUUGGGCUCCGCGCUGCGGGCCCCCAGCCUACCAUCGGCACCACGGGCACCACCAGCUCAGGGACCGCGGGCGGCUCCCCGCACCCGCCAGCGGUGAGCAGCGCGGCUGGGCCCCCACAGGCUGCGGGACUCCACGCCUCGCCCAGCGCCGGCCAUAACCUCUUCAGCCUGCCCGUGCCCACCCUCCUGGGCUCGGUGGCCGGCCGCCUGUCCUCUAAUCCCUUGACAAUGGCCGGAUCUCUGGCAGGAAACCUGCAGGAACUGUCAGCCAGGUACCUGAGCUCCUCUGCCUUCGAGCCCUACUCCAGGACCAACAAUAAAGAAGGCGCUGAGAAAAAAGCCCUGGACUGACUCUGAGUAACUCCAUGUAUUUAUAUUUAUAGUAUCUAUUUGUGGCGAUAUUUAUGGAAUAAUGACACGUUAGCAUCUCAUCAGCCCUCCCUUCAUUCCCCCCCUC